This is a messenger RNA of Aphanomyces astaci, 1940 nucleotides long. RefSeq lists its product as hypothetical. Lineage: Eukaryota; Oomycota; Saprolegniomycetes; Saprolegniales; Verrucalvaceae. The coding region runs from base 1272 to 1637 and encodes 121 amino acids. The transcript has a single exon. The record is from RefSeq and is a predicted model, not a curated record.
AAACAAACAACCUGAGUCUUUGUGUUAUGUGUUCAUUUAACUCGAGAUAGUAGUAGCGAUGCAUCCACUGUUGUCUCUUAUACGCGUCUUCAACGCUGCCGCUUGCUUGACGGGUUGGCACAGCACGGCCCAAUGUACUUGGCAUCCGAAUCGGCCAACGCACGCAGCCGUUCCCUAUGUCGUCAAGUCACGUAUUGAUGUGUAUAUCACAAAGUGUAAACUGGAUCGACAUUGAGAUUGAAUCGACCCAACCAAAAGUAAAUGUGCACAAGAAUCAUCGGCAGAUGAAAAUAGCCAAUCAGAUUGCAGGAAUCCUUGGUCAACAUUUAAAUUAGUGUGUGACUUCAUGUGCGAUACCAAUCACCACAGGACAGGUUUUUACAUCCAAAACUCUGUACCCCGGUGUAUUAAAAAAGUAAAUCGAUAGAUUUGGCGAAUCCCAGCACACAAGUCCAAAGUUUGCGUCAAAGGACCAAUAUUUACCAUCCCAAGCAAGUUUUACUACGUACGCGUUCAUGAGGGGGUCGCAGAGGCUGUGGACCCACAUUUCGCACCCGUCGCAGCAGACAAACUCGCUCGCGUCGUCAUCUUCGUACGUGCGGUUGCACACGGGGCAGUACUGCCCCUUGGCGCGCAGUUCCUUUUCCCGCGGCGUUUCCACGGGCCUAACGAUCGACGGGUCCUUUUUGCUUGCUUUGGGGGUUACCCGGGGCGAGGCAUCUCGAGAUCGUUUCUUCGAGUCCUUCCGGUUCGAGCGCGAAGUCUGUGGCGGUGGCGGCAUGGCAGCGGCGAAGUCCCCCCCGCUGUCGUCGUCGUCGUCCACAACGAGCGGCGCCAGAGAGAGAUGAGGGGGGGGCAGAUGAGGGUGGUGAGAUUUCUUCGGCGACGAACAAGCCACCGGGGAGCCUGGGGCGGACGACGAGCUUCGCUUGGACUUUUUCUUCUUUUUCUUGGAGGACUUCUUGCUGCUCUUCUUGCGCCGUUUGUCGUCGUCGUCUGUGCUGACAUAAUCCACGCCUGGGACAUCGUCGGACGCUGUCACAUGGAGGGGGGUGGGGGUGGCGGCAGCGGCGGGGGUCGACGCGGGCACUGGGGCGGCCUUUUUCGAUUUGGAUGAGUCGUCCUUGGAACUCGACUUGGCCUUGUCCUUCUUCUUUUUACCCGCUUGGGCCGCUCGUACUUUGGCUCCACACGUGCGUUGCACGUAACACGCCAGGCAGAUGUCUUCCUUGGGAAUGACCACCUCUUGAUCUGGGGCGAUCGAGUCGGGAAUGUCCACGACGGCGUCGACUUGCCGCCACAAAGGAGAGCUCAAGGCACCGCAAUCAAUGCACGUUUUGCCAAAGUCCAUGGCCAACCGCUCCUCGUCCAAUUGCGCGGGCGUCUUCUCGGGAACCUUUCGUUUGCGCCCGCCGCCGCGACCUGGACCGGUCUUGGGCGUGUUUUUCAGGGCGAAUUCCUUGGGCGGCCACAUGCGAUCGCGAAUGUACUCCUUUCGAAUGAGCUCGCCGUCUUCGUUGCGUGCUUCAUACACGUACAAGGACGAGUUGGCUUGGAGUUUCCCAUCCAAUCGAAAGCACUCCCGCCGUUGGAUCUCCAUGAGGGCAUCGAUUCGACGAAGGGCUGGCACGUCAUGAUCUCUCGUCGGUGUAGAGGACUGCCGUUGGAGUUGGUAGUGCAAUGCACUGGCUUCAAUCGAUCGCAAAUGGCGCAGGCGCUGGUACGCAGCAGAAUUCCCCCAUGCUGACGGAAACAGAAAGUCCACGUCGGCAAGCGAGCACUUCGGGCCUCCCUCAGCUCGUUCCUGGGCUUCGUUGGGCGGAACUACAGACACGGAGACGACGUCAGAGGUGCCAGCAUCCGCGGAAGAGCACGGCGCAUGUGGAGAUUGUGCAAGUGAAUCACACUGCGACUGCCCAUCAGACAUAAUUAUACGUCCG